AUGGCUCGGCGAAUGAACCUACUGAACAUAGAAAAGAACAUACAGAACCUGUGGAAGGAACAUAAUGUGUACGAAAAGGAAUUCGCCGAAAACAGCGAGACGAGGUUCACGGGUAAUUUCCCCUACCCAUAUAUGAAUGGCUUGUUACACAUAGGGCACGCCUUCACGUUGAGCAAGUUGGAGUUCCUCGUGCGCUACAAAAAUAUGACGUGUCAGAAUGUGCUGCUUCCAUUUGCUUUCCACUGCACGGGCACCCCGAUCGUUGUGUGUGCCGAUAAGUUAAAGAACGAGUUGAAGGGCAAAGUGCUGGGGAACUCCCCAGAGGGUAGUAAAAAGGAGGUCAGCGAUGGUAGCCCAGUGGGGGAGGCAAAUGCGGUUGCCACUCCCCAGCCGGAGGAAGAAGCAGGCCAAACGAAGCAGACAGACAAGGCAAAACCCGCAGACGCGACGAAGCAGACAGACGCAACAAAACCCACAGACGCAACGGUCUUCCGGUCGAACAAAAGCAAAGCCCAGUCUAAAGGGUCCAAGCAAAACACGCAGUACGAAAUUAUGAAGCAAAUGGACAUAAGCGACGAAGAAAUACACCACUUUCAGAAUCCGCAAUAUUGGUGCUAUUAUUUUUCCACGAAAGCGAAGGAGCAUUUGAAUUCUUGGGGCCUCUUCUGCGACUGGAGGAGGUCCUUCAUCACGACCAACAUGAACCCCUAUUACGACAAGUUUGUCAAUUGGCACUUUAAUACCCUCUAUAAGAAGAACCUAAUUUAUUACGGAAGCAGAAUCACCAUUUUCAGCCGAGUGAACAACCAGGCCUGUGCAGACCAUGAGAGGUCCGAAGGAGAAGGAGUCAAGUGCCAAGAGUUUACCCUCAUCAAAAUAUAUGUGCAUGAUUAUAAGGAGUUUUACCAAAUUUAUUUAAAAAAUGUAAAUACGAAUUCCUCUUGCGAAAAAGGAGACGAUUUUUUAAAAAAUAAAAUUAUGAGUGAAAAUUUUUUUAGCCAAAAAAAAAUUGUCCUUCUGGCGAGCACCCUAAAACCAGAGACGGCUUAUGGGCAGAAUUACACCUUCGUGAAUCCGGGUGAAUAUUACUACGUCACCUUAGGGUUCAGCAAGCAGAGGCUGCACUACGGGGAUAAGAACUACGUGAAUAAUGUGAUGACGAAGGAGGAGAUUGCCAACGUGUGCGAAAAUGUCUACAUCUGCUCGGAGAACAGCCUGUACAAUUUGGCCUACCAGGGCGUAAUACCGAUGCUGCGCGGGGGGGCCAAGUGGAGCGGUCAAGCGAUUGGCCAGGCAAGCGGCCAAACGAGCGGUCAGGCUAACUGCCAAGCGAUUGGCCAACCGCUUGGCCAAACCACCGCGCAGACCACCGCCCCGCCGAAGUGCUUCCCCGAGGCGUCCAGCCCGCGCGGCGGAGAAGACGCCCUCCCCCCCCUGGGCGACCUCCUCAUCCUGAUGAAGGUCAAGGGGGAAGACCUGGUCGGCCUGAGGACCUACUCAAACCUUUCCCCCAACAAGGACCUGUACAUUCUCCCCAUGACCACCAUCAAAAUGAACAUCGCCACGGCGAUCGUUCCAUGCGUGUCGAGCGAUAGUGCAGACGACUAUGCCUGUCUGCAGGAUAUAAAAAGGAAGCAGGCAUACUACUGUGAAAAGUACAAUCUGAAGGAGGAAUUCCUGCACAAUGAAAGCUGCUCCUGCAUUCAGUUGCCAGAAAUCGGGGCCAACACGGGCAAGUACUUCUACGAAUUAGAGAAAAUAUCCUCCUAUAAGGAUGCCAAGCUACAGAAGGUUAAGGAAAGCCUAUACAAGAAGCAAUAUUUUGAAGGCACCAUGACGGUGGAACCGUACCAGGGUAUGAAAAUUUACCACUGCAGGAAGAUGGUCAAGCAGUAUAUAGUAAAGAAUAAUGAGGGCUUCCUUUACAGCGAGCCGGAGGUGCUUGUCAUCGAUAGGAACAACGUCAAGUGCAUCGCUGCUUUGUGCAAUCAGUGGUACAUCAACUACGGAAAUUUGGACUUCAAAAAAGACGUGCUGAUUCAGAUGAAGAAGAACAACUUCCAGGCGUACAAUGAGGUCCUGCAGAAGCAGCUGCAGCACGUGAUUUUUUGGCUGGACGACUGGUCCUGCAGCAGGGCCUACGGGCUGGGCACCCUCAUGCCCGAUUUUAAUGCGUUACAGGGGGGGAGAAGCGGGGAAGGGGCGAUGCAGCAGGGGGGAAGCGGAGAAGGGGCCGCUAACCACGGGGAAAGCGCAGAGGAAACCGCGGAAGGAACCGCGGAAGGGAGCGCCGCCCAACCCGGCGCCGAGGCCGAGAAGGAGCUGAUUGAAAGCCUGUCAGACUCGACCAUCUACAUGGCGUACUACACGAUCAGCCACUUCCUGCAGGGCAACGUGGACGGAAGCGAGCGCGGCCUGCUGGACAUCGACGCGGCGGACCUCAACGAUGCCUUCUUCAACUACGUCUUUGACAUUAGCGAAGAAACGGAAAGGGUCAGCAAAAAUAUUAGUGCCGAAAAGCUGCAAAGAAUGAGAAGGGAGUUUCAAUACUGGUACCCCUUCGACGUAAGGAUAUCGGGCAAGGACCUAAUAUUUAACCAUUUGACCAUGGCCCUAUUCAACCACGUAGCCAUUUGGGGAAAAAAAACAUACAGCAAUAAGCAGAAGGAGACGAACGAUGAUAAGAGCAUCUUAGAAAGACAAGGAGAAAUACUCAACGAAAUUGAUCAACUGGAUUUGGAUGCAUACGAAACGGUUAAAUAUUUCCCCAAAUCAUUUUUCUGCAAUGGACAUGUGCUAGUAAAUAAAGAGAAAAUGUCCAAAAGUAAGGGCAAUUUUAUUACCCUAAAGCAGAGUAUAAAUCUGUAUACAAGUGAUGGGACCAGGAUAGCCCUGGCAGAUGCAGGCGAUUCAAUUGAAGACGCCAAUUUUAACACAGACACGGCGAACAGUGCCAUCAUGAAACUAUACAAUUUGAUUAACUUCUCCAUCGAAACGAAAAAUAAUGUGUACAUUUUUAGAUGCGGAGAGAAAACCUUUAUAGAUUCUAUUUUUGAAAAUGAAAUUAAUUACCUGACCAAUAAAUGUAAGGAGGCGUAUGAGAAGCUGCUCUUUAGGGACGUCCUCAAAUAUGGGUUCUACGAUAUGUUGCUGAAGAGGGACACCUACCGAAUUAUGUGUGAUAAGAUUCACAUGCAUAAGGAGACUGUCAAUUUUUUUAUUGAAAGGAUUUGCCUGAUCGUUAACCCCCUGAUUCCCCAUGUGACGGAGCACAUUUGGACCUACAUUUUGAAGAAGGAGGACUUCCUCGUCAACCAGAAGUGGCCCUCCCAGGACGACACCAGCUACUCGAUCGUCAUGCACAAGCAGUACAACAACCUCCUCAACGUCGUCGAGAUUUUUAGGAAGUCCUACGAUAAGGUCAUCAACAAGAGUAACAAGCAGAGGGGGGGGAGAGGUGGUGCGGGUAGCGCUAAUGGAAGCGGUGGAGCUAGCGGUGGUGGAAGUGGAAGCGGGGCGAAGCGCGCGCCAGACGAGGGGGCAGCCGCCAACCAGGGGGCAGCCGCUAACCAAGGGGCUGCCGCCAACCAGGGAGCCGCCGCCCAGGGGGGAGAGGCCAACCUCGAAGCAGAAGCGUACAAGGAGGACGACGACGAGGGAACCAAAUUCAAGGCCAUCGUGUACGUCGCGAAGGAGUACAACGACACGCAAAAAAAAAUCAUAGAAAUUCUUAACCGAAUUAUUAAUAACAGUGAGGAUAAGAAGCUCCCCAGCAACUACAUCAACCUGUUGGUGCAAAACGAAUACGUCAAUAAGCUGCCCAAAAAUGAGAAGAAGGAAAUCCUCAGCUUCGCCACCUUCCUAGUCAAGGACAACGUCACACUCAAUAACAACCAGUACGAGCUCAGCCUCCCCUAUGAUGAAAUACAGCUAAUAAAGAACAACGUAGAAUUUAUAAGGAGGAGCCUAAACCUGGGCGACAUCCACAUCAUGGAGAAUGAUAGUAAGUCCCCCAUCGACGACACGGACAUUUAUAAGCUGGCCAACCCGGGCAACCCCUCCAUUUUUAUGUACACCACGGAGUUGUGA
This is a messenger RNA of Plasmodium vivax (malaria parasite P. vivax), 4089 nucleotides long. RefSeq lists its product as hypothetical. Gene Ontology annotation, molecular function: leucine-tRNA ligase activity; aminoacyl-tRNA deacylase activity; ATP binding. The record is from RefSeq and is a predicted model, not a curated record. The transcript has a single exon. Gene Ontology annotation, biological process: leucyl-tRNA aminoacylation. Lineage: Eukaryota; Apicomplexa; Aconoidasida; Haemosporida; Plasmodiidae. The coding region runs from base 1 to 4089 and encodes 1362 amino acids.